AUGCUCACCACCAUCGCCGAGGCCCUCGCCAACCUCCUCGACCCUUUGGCGACUGCACACCCACCCCACUACACGAUGAAGGCCCUCCUCACCACCGUCCGUCUCGCGCUCCCGCGCAUCCUCGCCCUCACUUCGCUAGCCUCCGCCGUCGCCAGCAGCCCCCACCGCUGCGCCACCGACGAAGACUGCAGCCUCAACGGCCUCUGCAACAUCGUCUCCGGCAGCUGCGCCUGCGACGCCGGCUGGACGGGCCCGGACUGCGGGGUGCUGGAUCUGCGCCCGGCCAAGCGCCGCUCCGGGUACAACCGCACCGCGGAGGGCACGUCGUCGUGGGGCGCGCGCAUCGUUCGCGACCCGUUCGACGACGGGCUGCACCACCUCUUUGCGGCCGAGUUUGCGCACGGCUGCGGGCUGGACUACUGGGCGCCGUACUCGCGCAUCGUGCGCGCCGAGUCGCGCGAGGGCGCGGCCGGGCCGUACGUGUUUGCCGACGAGGUCGCGGGCACGUUUGCGCACAACCCGACCGUGGUGCGCAGCCCGGCGGACCAGGCGUACUUGAUGUACUAUAUAGGCUGCCCGACCGAGGUGGACGCGUCGCGGUGCACAGGCAGGAAGUUUUCGUGCGGCCCGGGAAACGCAAACAAUGGUGAGAGCGGCAUCUCGGUCAUGACGAGCAGCGACCUGCGGACGUGGACGAGCGCGGGACAGGUGUUUUCGGGCACCAACAGCAGCACAGACUGGGACGCCGACGUGACGAAUCCGUCGGCGUUUCCGCUGUACGCGGCCGGCAAAGACGAGACGCCCGCGAUUCUGCUGGCGUAUCGCGGAUGCCCGUACGACUGCCUCGGCCGCGAGCAAAUCAACCUCGCCGUCGCCGCGACCGGGUACCGAGGCCCGUAUCACCGCGUACAGCCGGAUCCCGUGUUCGAGGCCGACAACGAGGACCCGUUUGUGUGGCGCGACAAGCGCGGGCACUGGCACAUGCUGACGCACUCGCUCGAGGCCGAGGGCGGGUUCGGCAACGGGCCCAAGGUCGGGCGGCACGCGUACGCGAGAGACUACGCGGGGCCGUGGACGCUGUCGACACAGCGCUCACUCGCGUUUGACACGACGGUGAGGUGGGAUGAUGGGGGCGAGGUGCGGUUCUACAGGAGGGAGAGGCCGCAGCUCAUGUUCUCAGAGGACGGGGAGAUGACGCCGCUGCUGCUGACGACGGGGGUGCAGCCGCGGGGGAGUGCAAUGAGCUAUACGGUGAUUGCGCCGGUGGGUGAUGCGGGAGUCGAGGCUCAGUAG
Beauveria bassiana ARSEF 2860 is the source of this 1293-nucleotide messenger RNA. RefSeq lists its product as uncharacterized. The coding region runs from base 1 to 1293 and encodes 430 amino acids. The transcript has a single exon. NCBI's taxonomy places the organism in Eukaryota, Fungi, Ascomycota, Sordariomycetes, Hypocreales, Cordycipitaceae. The record is from RefSeq and is a predicted model, not a curated record.